CAGAGAGCUACGUGUCUCCCUCUGCCCUCCUUUCCCUUUCGUUUCGCCACGUUUCAUCUCUCGCACGUAUCUCCCUUUCAUCACACGUGCCUCUCCCAACGUUCCUAUAAAGUUAACAACCUCGUCACUAUCUUCUCCGUUGCACCUGCACUCCGUUUUUCUGGAACCCUCAGCUUCCACAGUUUGCUUCCCCUUUCUCUCUUAACCACCCACACACACACACACACAGCAUAAAGCAAGAACACGCAUGCAAGGUAACGGUAGUUGCUGCAUCGCGCGGCGCGCAACUGAUGCAUACGACAUGGCCAAAGUUCACAGAAUAAUGAUGGGGUUCCGCCCCAUCGCCCCAAAGCCCAACUCCGUUUCUUCAUCGGAAAACAGCGACGCCGGCGACGCCUUCUCCAGAUCCGUCGGAACCAAACGAAAAAGUAACAGCGGCAGCAAACGGAGAAUCCGGCGGAAAAGAAUCACGCCUCCACCGGCGGUGGUGACUCUCCCGCUGCUUCCUGAGACGCCAGAUCCGAAGAAUCCACCCGAAGCCAUGAGCAGAAACAACUCGCCGGUGUGGAUGAGCUUCGAGAAUAACGGUUACGCCACCACGGCGGGGAAGGUGGAUCUGCCACCGGCGUUGGGAUCGGUGGUGACGGUGGAGUGCGUGACGGACACGUGGCAGGAGGAGAAGGAGGUGUUGCCGGUGAAGAAUCUGGUGGAGGACACGUGUCCGGGGUUCGUGUCAGACGGUUACGGGAGGGUGACGUGGACGAACGGUGCGUACAGGGAAAUAGUAGGUGAGGGUGGAGUGUGGUUAGUUACGAAGGAGGUGAGGGUUCCGUUCCCGUGUGUAAGAGGGUUCACGUGUAGGGUGAGGGUGCAGGACACGUGUGGGAAAGAGAGAACCGUGCCGUGUGAUGUUUGGAGAAUGGAGAGUGGUGGGUUUGCAUGGAGGUUAGACGUUACUGCUGCUCUUUCCUUGAGCCUCGCCUUGUAAAUUAAAGCUAGCUGGGUGGGUUCAAAGAGAAAACUGAAGACUGUUUGUUGAGAACUUGCUAGAUGUCUUGCUUUAUUGACUGAAUAUUGUCAAUUAGUUGUUUGCUUGAAUCUGUGCAUAUACAUAUGAAUAUCAGAUCUUUUUAUUUUUGGUUUUUAA
This is a messenger RNA of Lotus japonicus, 1147 nucleotides long. RefSeq lists its product as uncharacterized. The record is from RefSeq and is a predicted model, not a curated record. NCBI's taxonomy places the organism in Eukaryota, Viridiplantae, Streptophyta, Magnoliopsida, Fabales, Fabaceae. The transcript has a single exon. The coding region runs from base 248 to 988 and encodes 246 amino acids.